ACAAUUAUUAACAACUGAAAAGAAUUCCUGGCUGGGCUUAACGUUCAAAAAGCCCUAAUCGCGGCGUUUCGGCAGCCAGAAGCCGUCGGUCGUAUUCCCGCAAUCGGCGCCGGCCGCUUUCGCUUCUCCGGGAUUGGUGUUCUUGCCCUGUCAUCUUUACCUAAUAGUGCUAAUUUGGGCAAUUGAUUUGGAUAAUGGCCGGAGCUGAUAAGCCAUCCACGGCGAAAACUCCUGCUGAUUUUCUCAAAUCUAUACGCGGUCGACCUGUUGUAGUCAAGCUGAAUUCGGGGGUCGACUAUAGAGGUAUUCUCGCGUGUCUGGAUGGAUAUAUGAAUAUUGCAAUGGAACAAACAGAAGAAUACGUAAAUGGUCAGCUGAAGAACAAGUAUGGCGACGCCUUCAUUCGUGGAAAUAAUGUUCUUUAUAUCAGUACGUCGAAGGGAACCCUGGCCGAGGGAGCUUAAACUUUUCCAUUCGACGAUACUGUUGACGAUGAUCGUUAGUCGAAACUGCCUGCUUUCUCUAAAAGCUAAGCUGAAAUCAGUUUAGAGCUGUCUUUCGAUCUUGGAACUUAUUUGUUUUUUACCUUUGGAUAUUUCAUUUUUCUCAGUAUUUUAGGUCGUUGAAUUUGAAAUUUGCAUGGAUUUUUUUUUAUUUAUUAUUAUUAUUAUUUUUAUUUC
Messenger RNA from Andrographis paniculata, 680 nucleotides. Its product is annotated as sm-like protein LSM36B. Gene Ontology annotation, cellular component: P-body; U4/U6 x U5 tri-snRNP complex; nucleolus. Lineage: Eukaryota; Viridiplantae; Streptophyta; Magnoliopsida; Lamiales; Acanthaceae. The coding region runs from base 195 to 464 and encodes 89 amino acids. Gene Ontology annotation, molecular function: RNA binding. The transcript has 4 exons. Gene Ontology annotation, biological process: mRNA splicing, via spliceosome; maturation of SSU-rRNA. The record is from RefSeq and is a predicted model, not a curated record.